UGCCAAGCUCCUCUAGGUCCUCGUCUCUACACUCAUUGUGCUUCAGCCUGCCCUCAUCAUGCUUCCAGUUGUGGUGUCCCUACUGCCCCUUUUAUGGUUCAGUACUGCCCAAAAGUCUGAGCCACUCAGUGACCCCAGUUCCCAACCUUUGUUCCGUGGUGCAGACCGUUAUGACUUUGCUGUCCUGCUGGGCCCUGGAGGAACUGAAUGCUUUUGGCAUUUUGCUCAUCAGGAUGGCUACUUCUACUAUGGGUAUGAGGUUCAGUGGACAUCAGGGAUAAUGCAGAACAAACAUGUUACUGCUUCAGCUUUUACUCCAGAAGGCUUUCAGAUUGAGCAAUCACAGGACACUCGUGGUCAAAUUAACUUCAAGACAAAGGAGACUGGGUUUUAUCAGAUCUGUGUGAACAACUGGCAAAAUAGUUUUGGUCAAGCACAGGUCUACCUAAAUUUCGGGGUAUAUUAUGAUGGUGUUGGGCCAGAACAUGUGGACGAUCAAAAACAAAAGUUAAAUGACACCCUGGUGACUAUUGAGGAAAGUGCACAGAUUGUACAGAACCGGGUGCUUCAUAUGUGGCGGUAUUACAACUUUGCAAGAAUGAGGAAAGGGUCUGAUUACUACAUCCUCCUAUCAAAUUAUCACUAUGUGAAUUGGUGGUCUGCUGUGCAAAGUCUGCUAAUUGUGGCCUCAGGAGUCCUGCAACUUUACUUUCUGAAACGUCUCUUUAACAUGAAAACAACAGACACACAGAAACCCAGAUGUUAAGUAAACACAUACAGCAGUCUCACAUUGGGGGUCAUUUAUCAACACUGGGCAAAUUUACCCAUGGGCAGUGACCCGUGACAACCAAUCACAUUGCUGCAUUCAAUGUUCUACUUGCAGCUGGCUUCAAAAAGCUAAUCACUGAUUGGUUGCUAUAGGUAACUCCCCAUGGGCAAAUUUGCCCAGUGUUGAUAAAUGAGCCCCAUUGUGUCUUGAAGAUCGAUUAAAAUGCUCUGUAUAGCCCAAUUUUCUUUAUAUAAAAAUUAAACAAGCAUGCACCCAGACAGGCCAAAUGGAUGUGACUGUUGUGUCCUGAUUAGUCUUAUUUUGAUUGCUGCAUACAAUCUGACAAAUCUUCUACCCCAGAGCCAGAAUUUAUUCUUGCCAAUGAAAUGUGAAUGUUGCUGGUAAGGGUUAUAGUUAACAAGUGUUUGGGCUGUUUAGGAAGCAUGUGGUCUAAUAAUAGGCAACUUUCUUUUUGCAAUAAACUGAAGACAAGUUAAAGGGGUUGUUCACCUUUAAACUAACUUUCAGUAUGAUGUAGAGAGUGAUAUUCUGAGAUAAUUUGCA
This is a messenger RNA of Xenopus laevis (African clawed frog), 1333 nucleotides long. RefSeq names its product transmembrane p24 trafficking protein 6 S homeolog (gene tmed6.S). The transcript has 4 exons. Lineage: Eukaryota; Metazoa; Chordata; Amphibia; Anura; Pipidae. Bases 59 to 766 code for a protein of 235 amino acids. Gene Ontology annotation, cellular component: endoplasmic reticulum membrane; cytoplasm; membrane. The record is from RefSeq and is a predicted model, not a curated record.